AUGACGGAGUGGCCGGCUCCGACAAACAUCACACAGCUCCGCGGAUUCUUAGGUCUCACCGGCUACUACCGUAAGUUUGUCCAGAACUAUGGUAUCAUUGCAAAACCUCUCACUAACCUGUUGAGGAAGGGAAGGUUUGAAUGGACAGCUGAGGUAGCCGAGGCUUUCGAAACUCUCAAAACCGUGAUGACCACCACACCAACACUCGCUCUCCCUGAUUUCACCAAGCCUUUCAUCAUACAGACAGACGCAUCUGGUGAAGGAAUUGGGGCGAUCCUCACACAGGAAGGCAGACCUCUCGCUUACAUGAGUCGAUCGCUGGGAGUGGCAAAACGCAGCUGGUCCACUUAUGGACGUGAGAUGCUUGCCAUAGUGGUGGCAGUGAGGACAUGGCGCCCUUACCUCCUUGGUGGAAAGUUCACAAUCCAAACUGAUCAAAAGAGUCUCCGUUUCCUCCUCGAGCAACGAAUCCUCACGCCAGAACAACAAAAGUGGAUGGGAAAGCUAGUGGGAUACGAUUAUGAGAUCACCUACAAACCCGGCACAGCGAAUCUUGCAGCAGACGCUCUCUCUCGGCGUGAGAAUAGCCCCUGUCUCCUCACCAUCUCUAGCCAACACGCCGACCUCUGGAACGAUUUGCGACAGGCUCAAUCUGUGGACCCGUAUCUGUUACGAGUAGGCAAGCUCGCUGAUGAAGCACCAGGACAACCCUACGGCCGCAUCAAUGAUCUGGUAUGUUUCAAAAAUCGAGUGGUUAUUCCGCCUAACUCUGUGUUCAUCAAAACAUUGCUUGCCGAAUACCACGACACACCAUCUGGAGGCCAUUCAGGGGUGCUGCGAACCUUCAAGAGAAUCGCUCAACUCUUCUAUGGGCCAGCGAUGCACCGCACGGUUCAAGAGUAUGUAGCCGCCUGUGAUGUUUGUCAACGUGCCAAGUCGUCUAGCCUCUCACCAGCAGGCCUCCUUCAGCCGUUACCGAUCCCUAACCAGGUGUGGGAGGACUUGUCGAUGGACUUCGUCGACGGACUGCCGCGAUCCAACGGCCACACCUCCAUCAUGGUUGUGGUCGACUGCCUGACAAAGGCUGCUCAUCUGGUACCGAUAUCUCACCCUUACACUGCAAAGUCUAUUGCUGCAAAAUUUGUUGAGUUUGUGGUGAAGUUACACGGAAUACCAAAGACGAUUGUGAGCGACAGGGAUCAUGUCUUUGUCAGCGCCUUCUGGCGGGACCUCUGGAAACUCUCAGGUACAAAGCUGUGCAUGUCUUCAGCCUAUCACCCACAAAGCGAUGGUCAGACCGAGGUAAUCAACCGAUGCAUCGAACAAUUUCUUCAAUGCUUUGUCCAUGACAAGCCAAAGGAAUGGAGCUACAUGCUACCGUGGGCAGAAUUUUGGUACAACACCACCUAUCAUUCUUCUAUUGGCAUGCCACCGUUCAAAGCAGUCUACGGCAUGGAUCCUCCACUCGUACCCGGUUACAGCAACAACACCACCCCAAUUCUGGAAUUGGAUGAACAGUUGGUGGAACGGGACGCGCUCCUCAACGAUCUCAAGACACACCUUCAAGCCUUAGUCAACAGAAUGAAGCAAAUGGCUGACGCCAAGCGUAGAGAUGUCGAGUUCAACGUCGUCGGCGACUUGGUUUUCCUUCGUCUCCAGCCAUACCGUCAGCACACCAUCUUCAAAAGGACGUCUCAAAAGCUCUCGACAAAGUACUAUGGUCUUUUCCAGAUCGAAGCCCGUGUUGGUCCGGUUGCAUAUCGUCUCAAACUUCCGGAAGGUACCAAGGUUCACUCUAUUUUUCACGUUUCUCUGCUUAAGGAACGUGCGAGAACAGACACACCAACGUCGGGAUCUCUUCCACCACUCCGUACCUCCCGCGUCCUGAAGCUGAACCCCGAAAAGGUGAUAGACAUCCGUCAGAUAGCAAAAGAUGGGACACUUUGCAAAGAGGCAUUGGUUGUGUGGCAAGGGUUACCUGACGAAGACGCUACUUGGGAGGACAUUAGUCAACUACAACAGAGCUUUCCUACGUUGAAUCUUGAGGACAAGCUUCAUCUUGGGGAGGCGAGUAAUGAUGGACCUCAACCGGCUAGAAGGACUCAACCGGCUAGAAGGACAUCAGACCGGCAAAGGAUCCCAAACCGGAAAUACAUCUAUUGA
Messenger RNA from Microthlaspi erraticum, 2163 nucleotides. NCBI's taxonomy places the organism in Eukaryota, Viridiplantae, Streptophyta, Magnoliopsida, Brassicales, Brassicaceae. The record is from the annotation of a GenBank genome assembly.